Scaptodrosophila lebanonensis is the source of this 1428-nucleotide messenger RNA. Its product is annotated as dynein assembly factor with WDR repeat domains 1. NCBI's taxonomy places the organism in Eukaryota, Metazoa, Arthropoda, Insecta, Diptera, Drosophilidae. Gene Ontology annotation, cellular component: U4/U6 x U5 tri-snRNP complex. The record is from RefSeq and is a predicted model, not a curated record. Gene Ontology annotation, biological process: mRNA splicing, via spliceosome. Gene Ontology annotation, molecular function: U6 snRNA binding; U4 snRNA binding; protein binding.
AUGCGAGCCAACAAAAUUUUUCUACGCUACUAUCCACCAGGUCUGGCCUUAAAUUACCGCGCUGCCGAUAAUACCGAUCGUUUGCGACACUUUGAUCUUCUCGACCUCGAUGUCAAAACAAAUGUGGAUGCACUGGCGGACAGUAUACUGCUGCAUGAAUUGCAGACACACGAUUCAAUCAGCACCUCCUCUGCUAGUUCUAGUAAUUUAAAUUCAAACGUUCUUGAUAAGCCCGUCAUAGGCGGUGAAGUUGGUUUGUCCGCUACCGUGACCGCAUCCAGUUCUCAAGAUACCUUUAGUGCCUUGAAACAGGCGAUCAACAAAUUGCAACGAAAGCUGCUUGAGCCCGUCAAAAAGAAGUUCUAUCUGCACAAGCGCCAUGUGUCGCACAUUCUGCCGCUUACGAAUGUCUGCUUUGAUCGUGGAGGCGAACGCUGCCUGACUGGCAGCUACGACCGGACCUGCCACGUUAUAAACACCAACACAGCAGAAGUAGAACAUGUGCUGACAGGACAUGACAACGUCGUUUUCUCCGUCGGGUUCAACACGCCAAGAUGGUCAGUAAGCUAUGGUUUUUGGAAUAAUGCCAUCCUCUUUUCUACAUUUUAUAGCGAUAAGGUGGUCACCGGCUCCUUCGACGCAACGGCCAAAGUUUGGUCUGCAGCAAGCGGCCAAUGUUUGUGCACGCUUUAUGGGCACAACGCUGAACUUGUCGCCGCCGAAUUUCAUCCGUUGCACACUUACGGUUUGGCCACCGCAUCUUUAGAUGGUACAGCCCGUGUGUACGAUGUGGAGACGGCACAGGAGUUACAACAGCUCAGUCACCAUAGCGCAGAAGUGAUUGCAGCUCAUUACAAUCGCGAUGGCCAACUGCUGCUAACAGGUUCCUUUGAUCGUACGGCCGCUAUUUGGGAUACGCGCAGCAAUAGCUGCAGUCAUCAGCUACGCAGCCACAGCGCUCAGUUGUCCAACUGUGUGUGGAACUUUAGCGGAUCGCUGAUUGCCACGGGGUCUCUAGAUAACACUGCGUGCAUUUGGGAUGUGCGUCGCUUGGACCAGCCGCUGCACCUAAUCUCCACGCAUAGUGAUGAGGUGCUGGAUGUUAGCUUUGAUGCUGCUGGCAAACUCCUGGCCACCUGCAGCAGUGAUUGUACUGCUCGAGUUUGGCAAGUGAGUGGCGCCAUGGAAGAGCUGUCGGUCAUGGCUGGACAUUGCGAUGAGGUAUCCAAGGUAUGCUUCAGUCCGAGUGGCUGCAUGUUGCUGACCGCCUCAGCGGACAAUACGGCACGUCUGUGGUUGACAGAAUCGGGAAUGUGCUCCCAAGUAUUAGCCGGCCAUGAAGCAGAAGUGUUUUCAUGUGCGUACAGUUAUGCGGGAGACACUAUUAUCACCGCUUCUAAGGAUAACACCUGCAAAUUCUGGAGAUGA